Messenger RNA from Cydia pomonella (codling moth), 5408 nucleotides. RefSeq lists its product as uncharacterized. Lineage: Eukaryota; Metazoa; Arthropoda; Insecta; Lepidoptera; Tortricidae. Bases 1 to 1290 code for a protein of 429 amino acids. Gene Ontology annotation, molecular function: nucleic acid binding; RNA-DNA hybrid ribonuclease activity. The record is from RefSeq and is a predicted model, not a curated record. The transcript has 2 exons.
AUGAUUGGUAAGAGGUGGGGACUCAUCCCGAAAAUUACCCUCUGGCUCUAUAAGACGAUAAUCCGCCCCUUACUCUGUUACGGUGCUCUGGUUUGGUGGCCAAGAACAAACCUAGGCAACGUACGAGACAAACUACAAAGACUUCAAAGGCUCGCAUGCGCGGCCACCACUGGCUGCACGAGGUCUACCCCGACUGCAGCCAUGGAGGUCAUGCUAAACCUUCCACCGCUGCACCUACACAUACAGCAAGAGGCCAGUCUCUCAGCGGUAAGGUUGCGAACCCUCAAGAUAUGGUCUAACAUCACAGGAGCUCUUCACACAAUAUGGCUGGAAAAGGUGUAUGACGAAUUUCCAGUGCUUAGGUCAGGCACGGACCGGAUUCACAAACAAGCUAUCUUCGAUAAAAGGUACAAAAUACAGUUAUAUGAGGACGACAAUCAUGAAGGACUCAAUCCCCGGGAGCUGAGAAUCUUCACUGAUGGGUCCAAAACAGACAGCGGAUCGGGCUCUGGAACCUUCUCAGAACACCUGAACAUGUCGAUCACCACUCCGCUAGGAGCCCAUAGCUCGGUAUUCCAAGCUGAGUGCAUGGGCAUCAUAAACGCGGCGGCUGCCAUCACUGCAAGGAAGGUAGUAGGAUCCUCCAUCCGCAUACUCUCCGACAGUAGAGCAGUCUUAAUGGCUCUAAAUAGCCAUAUAGUUACAUCCAAACUUAUACACGAAUGCCACGAACGACUAAUGGAGGUAUGUCAUAAUAACAAGAUCACCCUACAAUGGAUCAAGGGACACAGUGGAUCCCGAGGUAACGAUGCUGCGGACGAGCUUGCCAGGCAAGGAUCGAAUGCGGGGGCGAUUGGUCCGGAACCGAUUCUUCCGAUACCAUUUAGCAAGGUACGCUCAAUGCUGCUGGCACGUACAGGGAAACUACACACAGAACACUGGCUGAACCAGACUGGAUGCAGACAGGCAAAAGAAGCCAUGCCUGGCAUCAACGGAAAACUCACAAGGGCGCUCCUGCAACUAGGGAAGGUCCGACUGAGUAUGGUAACCAGUGUCAUAACAGGGCAUGGACUAUUUAACAAACAUCUUUUCACAACAGGUGUCACAGACAGUCCCCUGUGCCGAGGUUGCAUGGAGACAGAAGAAACAGCCUCUCACGUGGUGCUGGAAUGCAGCGGAGUGACUCCAUACAGGGCUAAACAUCUCGGAUCUCCGAGAGACCUCCCCGAGGUCCUACUCAACAUCAAAGGUUUGAUAGGAUUCCUCGAGGAGCUGGGCUGGCAGGACUAGCCCACCCCCAACAUAUCACGCAAAAUAGGCGCAAGUCGUCGAGUUGCGGAAAAAUCGCCCGAAUACAAUACAAUACAAUACAAUACAAUACAAGGUGCGACCAGACCGCAGCUUAAAAAACGGUCACGAUACGGAAUCGCAGUGACGCGUCGUAUGCGUACCGUUUUUGACGCAUGCUCCCCACACCGCUGUUUAAAAAACGGUGACGGUACGGAAUCGCAGUGACGUGCUUCACGCGAAUCUUUUUUGUUCGCAAAACAGUUGCGUCUUUUACGUCACCGGUACGGUGUCUGCCAUAAGAUCUCCGUGUAAUAUUUUUUGCGAUUUUUACGCAGUUCAAUUUACGGUGCGUCAGCUUAUUUUAAGCAGCGGUGUGGCGAGCAUGCGUCAUGGACCCGGGUACGUCCUUAAACUACGUCCAAAAGAGAGGUAUGGGCAUUGUGAAUGUCAUCUCGCUUUGUGUGGUAGGGCACAGCCAGUGGGUGUCAUUCCAGAUCCAAAUUUUCUUGCGUAAUUCGGCAUUGGUCCCAUAAUAAAAGUUGUUCAGUAUGACCUGUAAAGUCACUGCGCAGAGUAUGGCUGGUGGUUAAAAUUUCAUCUUAUACCUAUAUUCGACACAAGUAGUAAGUACUUACAGACCAACUAUGAUACACAUUUUUGCUUGCCAUUUAAAAAAUAAAACAAAAAUAACAAAUAGCAUGUUAUUUAAUUCAGUACUCACUAAUCAGUCUUAAACAAUGAACAUCAUACUUUUAGAUUAGACAGCAAAAUGUAUAUUUAUACUGUGUUUCGACUUGAAAGAUUUUACUGCUUUAAAACAUAAGACAAACCUACCAACCAAAUGUAUAAAAAAAAAUGUUUUUUGUGAUUAUUAUUUUCCUAUAGGUUUCACGUAAAUGUUUGUAAAAAGGAAAUAAUCUCCAUAAUAUAAGCUAUUAGUUGACACCUCGAUGAAUACAAUCGGUUAAGUGGUUUUCGAGAUACACCGCCAAAAAGAAUAGGUCCGGACGCCAUCUUUGUGACGUCAUUACUAUCCCCUCCCACCAUUUUUCCGCUUUACUACCGCAUGUACGGUGAUCAGGAGAAACGCCCGAACACAUUGAUACCGGUUGUGGGUAAGGCCGAGCUGAGUCAAUUAAAUCUGGCCUCGGAGCGGCUUGGGGACUACUAAUAGUAAAAGUUGUUCAGUAUGACCUAUAAAGUCGCUGCGCAGAGUAUGACUGGUGGUUAAAAUUUCACCCUGUAUAAAAUUUUAAAGUAAAAAGAAAUAUGUACCUACCUAUGAUUAAGACGAAAAAAGAGACUAAACGUCGAAGUAAGGUAACAUUAUUGUGUCUGGUUUUUAUAAUUGUCAUUAUAAUUUCAGUAAUUAAAACCGAUACUCUAUAAAUUCCAUUCAAUACGUAUCGUAACAGUCACCACAGUUUCGACCGGUAAAAGCCAGUUAUCGUUACCCAUGCGCAAAUAAAUGAGUGUAGCUUCAUUGUUUAUUACUCGAUCUGUAUGUUUUAAGGCUCAUUAUAUUCCUUGAUAAUGAAGCAAUAUGUUUUAUAUUAAACAAAAUUUGCGAAAUGCUAAUAUUUACGGAGAUUUUUACAAAAUAAAAAAAAAUAAUUUUAUAAAAAACUGUUUUUUGUGAUAUUUUUUUUUCCUAUAGGUUUCGCGUAAAUGUUUGUAGAAAAGGAAAUAAUCUCCAUAAUAUAAGCUAUUAUUUGACACCUCGAUGAUUAAAAUCGGUUAAGUGGUUUUCGAGAUACACCGCCAAAAAGAAUAGGUCCGGCCGCCAUCUUUGUGACGUCAUUACUAUCCCCUCCACCAUUUUUCCGCUUUACUACCGCAUGUACGGUGAUCAGGAGAACUGUCCGAACACAUUGAUACCGGUUGUGGGUAAGGCCGAGCCGAGUCAAUUAAAUCGUGUUUCUAUAGGGCUUUUGAGAUUUGGCGACCGUACUAACGUGAUAGAUCAAAAGGAUUGUUAAAGCUUGACCAAACUGAAUAUAUCCGCAAAUUGUUAAUUAAAUUCGGUAUGCAAAAUUGUAAGGCCGUGUGUCUAACAGUAAGUUUCAUAAAACUGAGAAAUGUCUAGAUGAAAAUCUUUAUAAUUAUAGGCAAUUAAUGGGCUCACUAAUUUGACGACCGGUCUGGCCUAGUGGGUAGUGACCCUGCCUACGAAGCCGAUGGUCCCGGGUUCAAAUCAUGGUAAGGGCAUUUAUUCGUGUGAUGAGCAUGGAUAUUUGUUCCUGAGUCAUGGGUGUUUUCUAUGUAUUUAAGUAUUUAUAAAUAUUUAUAUAUUAUAUAUAUCGUUGUCUAAGUACCCUCAACACAAGCCUUAUUGAGCUUACUGUGGGACUUAGUCAAUUUGUGUAAUAAUGUCCUAUAAUGUUAUGUUCUCAUAUAGAGGGUAGAUAUAACUUAUGUCAGUCUGUAUCUGAACAUUAAACGUAGCACAUCAGUGUCCUAUAAAUUUGGAGUUUUCUUUGGAAACCUAGGUCUAGGACACAACAAUUGGCGACGAUAUCGAUAUCUACGUGUGCAGAGAACGUUUUUUUCAAUAAAUUGGUUGGAAAAAAAUGGCUACAACAAGUGCAAAUGUAAUGUUCGGCGGCAGUCUCAGUUUCGAUCAUCGGAUUCACGAAUGGAGCAUUUUCAAGAGCAGACUGUUUCAAUUCUGUACGGUUAAUGAUAUUAAUGAAACGACGGACAAGUCAGAAGUGAAACGCCGUGCCGUGUUAUUGUCGGCCUUAUCGGAAGAUACCUACCGCAUUCUUCGGGACUUAGUGGCACCAAACGAGAUUGACGGCGCGGAAUACAAGGUUUUGUUAAAACAUCUCGAUGCCCAUUUCACGCCAAAGAGAAGUACUUUUGCGGAACGUUACACUUUCUACAAGGCUGAACAGCGUCCGGGUGAAGAAUUGCCAGAUUGGGCCGCGCGAGUGCGUAGCCUGGCCCAAUACUGUGGUUUUAAAGCGGAGUUGGACAAUGUGUUACGUGACAGGUUCGUCUUAGGGUUAGAGAACGUGAAAGAAAAAGAAAAAUUGUUUGCCGAAAGCGUUGAUACUUUGACGUUCAGCAAGGCAUUAGAAUUAGCGCAAAGUGUGCGUUGCGCGAGAUUGGCUUUGCAUAAAACGCAACCGGCAGUGCCCGAAACUCCAGUGUUCACCGUCAAUACGUCGCGCGCGCAACGUAGCCCUCGUACUAGUUUGGAAAGUUGUGAAGUUUGCGGCUACAAAAAUCACACUAAAGACCAAUGUCGUUUUAUUAAUUAUACGUGUCAAAAGUGUAAACAAAAGGGACAUCUUAAACGAAUGUGCAAGUCCAAAGUGCGAAGGAAUUAUUUUAUAGCAGAGGAGGAUAACGAUAUCAUUCAAGAUCUCACAAACUAAGAACUAUGGAGGGCGGCGGAAGGUGUGUUUUAAGGAAGGAGAUCAGGUAUUAGUUAAACAUACAUUUAGUAACGGAAAUAAGCAAGUAUGGAAAAAAGGUUGUGUACAAAAAUCUGUAGGAAAUAUGUUAUACUUAGUCCAUAUAAUAGAUUUAGAUAUUAUUGUUAAGAAACAUGUGGAUCAAUUACUGUUAUACAAAGGAAGUCAAACUGUAUGUACUACUAGUGAUAACAAAGACAUUUCAGAUCUGGAAAUAACAAUUAAUGAGUCUUUACCUCCAGAUCAUGAAUCGGUGGCACAACCAGCGAUUGAAGGCCAGAGCCCUGAGUCAAGUUUACUCGAAAUUGGGAAUGAGUCGGAUGAGCCUUGCCAAUCGCUGGUACCACGGGAAAGCGCACCCCCCGCCUCCACAGUCUCGCCUGCUGCCAGACCGGUGUCUCAUGAUGAUGUUUUUUUGGACUGUGAGACGGAGGGUACCGAGGCCACCUUGGAUCCUACGAUGAAUGCGGGUCGUCGUAAUAUCCGGGCCACUCGGAACCCUAAUCCAGUGUAUAAAUAAAUACCGAUAUCCAUUUUAGUACAUAAGUGUUCUAAUGUAUUAAUUAGAUUAUUUUAAUUUUAAGAAACUUUCUUUGCUAUUGGUGGAGGGAUUGUUAUGUUCUCAUAUAGAGGGUAGAUAUAACUUAUGUCAGUCUGUAUCUGAACAUUAAACGUAGCACAUCAGUGUCCUAUAAA